Molecule: messenger RNA, 2706 nt
Organism: Thamnophis elegans (Western terrestrial garter snake)
Lineage: Eukaryota; Metazoa; Chordata; Lepidosauria; Squamata; Natricidae
Gene: BTK
Product: Bruton tyrosine kinase
Exons: 19
Coding region: 243-2216 (657 amino acids)
Biological process (GO): T cell receptor signaling pathway; B cell receptor signaling pathway; intracellular signal transduction
Molecular function (GO): non-membrane spanning protein tyrosine kinase activity; ATP binding; protein binding
Source: RefSeq, a predicted model, not a curated record
UUGGACUGCAUGUUGUUCAAUGUGGCUCUUCAAAUCAGUCUCCUCCGGCUACUGCCAUCGCUGUCACCCUCUGCUCAGAUAUCAGGAAGGCAGUGGGGGUCCAUUCUCCCAGAAUCUGGUGGGGCCCUCGCUGAAAGGAUUGCCUGUAAUCUGAGGAAGAAAAGAAAGAGGAAAUAGCCAGUAACGGCAGUUCAGCAAAUUGAUCACGGAGGAGGAGGAGGAAGAGGAGGACGAGAGGAGCCAUGUCCAAUGUUAUCCUAGAGAGCAUCUUUCUGAAACGUUCCCAGCAAAAGAAGAAGACUUCCCCGCUGAAUUUCAAGAAGCGCCUCUUUCUGUUGACAGAGAGCAAGCUCUCUUAUUAUGAAUACGACUUCGAACGUGGGCGCAGAGGAAGUAAGAAGGGCUCAGUGGACAUUGAUAAAAUCACCUGCGUCGAGAUUGUGGUUCCGGAAAACAAUCCGCCUCCAGAACGACGGGUGUUGCGAAAAGAAGAUACUAAUGAACACGAGCAGUUUUCCAUUAUAGAAAGGUUUCCGUAUCCCUUCCAAAUUAUAUACGAUGAAGGACCCCUCUACGUCUUCUCUCCCAUGGAAGAACUACGGACUCGAUGGGUUCACCAACUGAAGACCAUGACCAACUAUAACAGUAACCUGGUGCAGAAAUAUCAUCCUUGUUUCUGGACAGAUGGACAAUAUCUUUGUUGCUUCCAGACUGCAAAAAUGGCUAUGGGUUGCAAAGUGCUGGCCGGCAGAACUCCAAGUUUCAAAAGUGGCCGUUUGCUUCAGAAGCCCGAAAAGCCACUGCCCCCAACGCCAGAGGAGAACCAGUUCAUGAAGAAGCCUCUGCCACCCAAGCCAACACCCAGCAUUCCUUCUAAGACGAGGAAAGUGAUCGCUCUCUACGAUUACACCCCCAUGAAUGACCAGGAUUUGCAGCUACAGAAAGGGGAAGAAUAUCUCAUCCUGGAGGAGAGCAGUGAAUCUUGGUGGAGAGCACAAGACCAGAAUGGGAAACAAGGUUACAUCCCCUCCAACUACAUCACCGAAACAAGAGAUUCUCUGGAGAUAUUUGAGUGGUAUUUGAAAAACAUAACCAGAAGGCAAGCGGAGGAAUUGCUGAAGAAAGAGGACAAAGAUGGCGGUUUCAUCGUUCGAGAUUCUAUCAGCAAGACAGGGAAAUACACCGUCUCUGUGUUUGCUAAGUCCUCUGGGGAACCUCAGGGCACCAUUCGGCAUUAUGUGGUGUGCUCGACGCCCCAGAACAAAUAUUUCCUGGCCGAGAAGCACCACUUCAACACUAUCCCGGAGCUCAUCAACUAUCACCAACACAACUCCGCAGGACUUAUCUCCCGAUUGAAAUAUCCUGUGUCAACACAGCAAAAAUCUGCUCCUUCCACUGCAGGACUUGGAUACGGGGCGUGGGAGAUUGACCUGAAAGAACUGACAUUUCUGAAAGAGCUGGGGACAGGCCAGUUUGGAGUGGUGAAGCACGGCAAGUGGCGAGGCCAACACAACGUGGCCAUCAAGAUGAUCAAAGAAGGCUGCAUGUCAGAAGAUGCCUUUAUCGAUGAAGCCAAAGUCAUGAUGAAUCUCUCUCACGCAAACCUGGUGCAACUGUUUGGGGUUUGCACUAAGGAAAGACCAAUCUUGAUUAUCACAGAAUACAUGUCCAAAGGUUGCCUCUUGUCCUACUUGCGGGAUGCUCAGCGGUCCUUCCAGGCUACUGAGCUUUUAGAUAUGUGCAAGGAUGUCUGUGAGGCCAUGGAGUAUCUGGAAUCCAAACAAUUUCUACACAGGGACCUGGCCGCUCGCAAUUGCUUGGUCAACGAACAAGGGGUGGUCAAAGUCUCUGAUUUCGGCCUUUCCAGGUAUGUCUUGGAUGAUGACUACAUCAGCUCUGUGGGAACCAAAUUUCCAGUCCGGUGGUCUCCUCCAGAGGUUCUUCUCUACAACAAGUUCAGCAGCAAAUCGGACGUCUGGUCUUUUGGUGUUCUGAUGUGGGAGGUCCACGCUUUGGGGAAGAUGCCCUACGAGAGGUUCAGCAACAGCGAGACCACCGACCACGUCAUCAAAGGGCUGCGCCUCUACCGCCCCCAGCUGGCCUCCGACAGGGUGUAUGCCAUCAUGUACAGUUGUUGGCACGAGAAAGCAGAAGAACGUCCAAGUUUCCAAGUCCUCCUUGGGCAAAUUAUGGAUUUAGCAAAUGAAGAUGUCUGAUCCCCCUCGGUCACCCAAUGUACAUUUUCCCCUCUAGAAUUGUUGCCCCGUUCUUCAGUUUGCUGAGGAAUUGCUGAAUGGACCUGGUGAAAAACACAAUCAGCAAGAAGGCAAACCAGAAUAGCUUGAUUGAUUGAGAACUGUCUCCGUCCCUUUUUACUCACUUUUGUGUUUUGUCUUCGAAGCCAGCCAAAACCAGGGCUGUAUAGGUUGUUUUCCUAUCCAGUAGGAUAAGGUGCAGCUUGUCCCCACUGAAGUGCGAUCAUCCCAGUCCCAAAUCAGCCAAAAACAAAACCCACAUUAAAUUGUCUGUCUUCAUUUCUGAUCCCUGACCCACCUUAAUCUCUGACUUCCAUUCAGAGGUAAUGCUGGCAGCUACCCACCUCUGCUGCCUUCCCUUCAUGAUCAUGGGUGUGAAACCAGGGGUGAAAUUCAUCAGGUUCUGAUAGGUUCUGGAGAACCGGUUGUGGAAAUUUUUAGUAGUUCAGAG